CUUUAUAUCCUUAAAAUGUGUUCCAUAUACUUUAGUUUCCACUUCAUUUGGUCUAUAGCUACACAUUUUUUAUAUCCCAAAAACAAUUAUAAAGAGCUCAAGCCUUUUUUCCAGGAGACUUGAACAUGCUAUAGUGUGGUACAGAUGGUGGUAGAAAAAAAAAAAAAACCUUUAAUGUUUUCGUCAAAAUCAUUGGCACACCUCACAUGUUUUUUUUUUUUUUGGGGGGGGGCAGGUUGGGGAUGGAUGGGUGCAGGAGAAAGAAACCAUGUGUUUUCAGAAAACUUUAUUGCUGUAUUAUGAAAAAUAUAAACUAAACACACGCUCCACAUUUGCAUAGAUAAACAGGACUACCGGGGAAUUAUUUUUGGAGUGCUCCUGUGUACAUCGCAAGCAGCUUUAAAGGGUUACUCACCCUUAUGUCGUUCCAACCUCAUUUGAUGUUCUUUUUGGAGGAGAGAAAGAAGCAGAAUGUUUCAGCUGCUUUCUUCUUAACAGUUAAAGUGGAUGGUGACCAGGGCUAUCAAGCUAAAAAAAAAAUGUCAUAACAUUUGUGCAGUAACUUUCAUGAUACAAUAAGCUUUUUGUGAGGAACUGACUGAAAUCAAAGUCAUAUACUGAUAAUCUUGCUUAACAACUGUGGUCUCCAUUCAUUUUCAGUGGGGCGCUCGGCAAAAUACCUCUUUUCAUGUUCUAUCAAAAAAAAAAGAAAGUCUUGACUGUGACAGAAAAUUGUGAAAGAAAUCUUUAUUUUGUACUUAUAGGUGAUAAUGUGGCCUACACCUCAAAUAGAAAUGCUGUAUCACAAUAAGUGUGAUAAAAGUUCCCCAACUUUUAUCUGACGCACUGACACUGACACCUGCUCUUGUGGAUACUCGCAUUUCCCAACGGACAAACUAGACACUGCAUGGUGCAUAUAGUAGAAAAACACAGACGUACACGUACACAUAGUCAGAACAGAAGCAUCUGUGUUGGAUCAGCCACUGAGGCUUCCCGCAUAAAUUCCUGCGUGUGUGAGAUUAAAAAAGACAGGAUUCAUCUUAAUGUUUUUUUUUAGUUCAACCCCUCCUAGGUCUCCAAAUGAACUCGGUUUCUCUUACACAAACAUAUACACAGAUCAAGGUGUGUUUGUCUUUCCUCCCCAAACUCUAUGAUUUUCGGAGCAGGUAUCCCCCUCCCACCAAAAACAGCCUGUUCACCUCGGGCAGAUGGAUUUGAGGGCGGCGUCUCGAAACCUCAGUGUGUAUUUGUGUUGAUAACCUGUACGUUUCUCUCUCUGUGAAUCAGUCUGUCUCUGGUUGUCGAGCAGGUCGUUAGAACUCACGCCGCAUUACAGUAUGGCAUUGCUGGGGUUUGUGAUGCUGCUAUGCAUCCUGGGAGCUCAAGCCUCCAUUGAUUUGAGAAAUGCUGCUGCUAUGGCUGCUGGCUUGUGUAACACCAAACCCACUGAUGUGGUGUUCAUCAUCGACAGCUCUCGAAGCGUCCGCCCCGCGGAGUUUGAGCAGGUCAAGGUCUUUCUGACUAAAGUAAUAGACGGUUUGAACGUUGGGCCUGAUGCUACUCGUGUGGGUGUUGUAAACUACGCCAGUCGGGUGAAGAACGAGGUCUCUCUGAAGUCCCACAAAACCAAGGCAGCGCUGGUAAAGGCCGUGUCCAAGAUCGAGCCAUUGUCCACCGGUACCAUGACCGGCCUCGCUAUCCAGUUUGCCAUGAACGUGGCCUUCAGCGAAGCCGAGGGAGCACGCAAAUCCCCUGACAUCAGCAAGGUGGCCAUUAUUGUGACUGACGGCAGACCGCAGGACAACAUCCAAAACAUUGCAGCAAAGGCGCGGGAGGCCGGCAUUGAGAUAUUCGCCACCGGAGUGGGUCGCGUGGACAUGACCACGCUCAGACAGAUGGCCAGCGAGCCUCUCGAGGAUCACGUAGACUACGUGGAGAGCUACAGCCUCAUUGAGAAGCUCACCAAGAAGUUCCAGGAGGCCUUCUGUGCGGUUGUGUCGGACCUAUGCGCGACAGGCGAUCAUGACUGUGAGCACAUUUGCAUCAGCACACCCGGAUCUUUCAAGUGUGCCUGCAGAGAGGGACAUACACUUCAGGGCGACGGCCGAUCAUGCAGCGCUUGCAGUAACGCAGCCAUAGAUGUGGUCUUCUUGAUCGACGGCUCCAAGAGUGUAAGACCAGAGAACUUCGAGCUGGUCAAGAAAUGGAUCAACAUGAUCAUCGACAAACUGGACGUGUCAGAGACAAACACCCAUGUGGGACUGGUGCAGUAUUCCAGCACUGUGAAGCAGGAGUUCCCCCUUGGACGCUAUAACAACAAAAAGGCCUUGAAAGAAGCAGUGAAAAAGAUGGACUAUAUGGAGAGGGGAACCAUGACGGGCCAGGCCCUCAAUUUCAUAGUGGAAAAUAGCUUCAGUCCUAGCCAGGGGGCCAGACCUGGAGUGGCAAAGGUCGGUAUUGUCUUCACUGAUGGCAGGUCACAAGACUACAUUGGAGAUGCUGCCAGGAAGGCCAAGGAGAAUGGCUUUAAGAUGUAUGCUGUGGGUGUUGGCAAUGCUGUUGAGGAUGAGUUGAAAGAAAUUGCCUCUGAACCUGUCGUUGACCAUUACUUCUACACGGCUGACUUCAAAACCAUGAACCAAAUUGCCAAGAAGCUGCAAAUCAAUGUUUGUCAGGAGGAAGAUCCCUGUGAAUGUAAUUCCCUUGUCAAGUUCCAGAAAAAAGUGGAGGAGGCGCUACAGGCAUUAACAAAGAAAUUGGAAGCUGUGACGAAAAGGAUCGCUGCCCUGGAGAACAAGAUUGUUUGAGAAGGCACCAACAUCUAAUUCUCACACUGCCAUCACUUUCUUUUCUUGUAAAAAAAACACCUCCUGUGACCUCUGACCUUAAGUUUCUCUCCUCCACUCCAUUUCUUUCUGCUAUUCUCCCUUCAUCACUAUUGUCCAUGGGGAUGGAGCACUGAUUGCGAUGGUGACCAUGGUUUACUUGACCAUGCUUACAAAAACCGAAGUUGUCGAUUUUCAAACAGCCACCCCCACUAAUAAAACCCUGUGUGCGUUGAGUAAAAAUCUACCUGUAUGGUCUUAGAAGAUCUUCACAUGCAAUGUCUUCACUUCCAGUGAAGUUUUCAUUCCAUCUUCGCUUUUCUUCACUCUACCUUUCUCAAACACAUUCUUCCAGAUUUUGCCCUGGAAAUAUUAUUUUAUAUAUGAAAUAUAUAUAUAAUAGUAAUUUAAUAUAAGAUUGGACUUGAAAUAAAUGUGUAAAGGUUUGAUAACUUGAUCAAAUAAAACACUCCAUGAAGCACACACAAAAACAGACACAACUCACACACAUAACUCACAGGCAAACAUUCACUGACUCGGCAAGUGCUAAAUGUACAGCUUGUGAUAAUUAAAUAAAAUCCCAUUUUGUGUCUGUG
Molecule: messenger RNA, 3421 nt
Organism: Carassius gibelio (silver crucian carp)
Lineage: Eukaryota; Metazoa; Chordata; Actinopteri; Cypriniformes; Cyprinidae
Gene: matn1
Product: matrilin 1
Exons: 8
Coding region: 1338-2807 (489 amino acids)
Molecular function (GO): calcium ion binding
Source: RefSeq, a predicted model, not a curated record